AGCGUGCCUGGCUCGGCCUCAGGGCGUUCUGGGCUCUGAGAGAGGGUUAUAUCCACCGUGGAAAAAUCCCUCAACCAUGUUCGACCCAUCCCAAGAAAUAUCGUGUGCCCAGGCUGUGCGUGUGCCUGGAAAAUUGUCAGGAUGUGUGUGGAAAUGGGAGAGUUUCACCUUUUGCAACCCCGCUUCAAUCUGAAAUCGUACCCUGCUGUCGGAACCGACGAUGAUUGGCUUGCCCCUUUGUCGAAUUCUACGCGAAGGCCCACAUCUGCGCAGUCGUCAAUGCGAAACCGCCAAAGCCGCCAAAGCCCGGAACUUCGGCGGUCGAUGCCCAGGAUUCAGGAAACUCCUGCGAGGGGGAGGGUCUUGGCCAAAGUUUCUCGCAUGGACGUGCGGGAUCUUGGAUCUGGUAAUGAAAAUUGGUGUUUGGAAGAUCAGGCCAUCAUUCGGGCAGUGCACAAGGGCAUGCAAAGCAAGCCUAUUUUUGGCAUCUCGCGAGGAGAAGCUUGCGAUGUUUCCGUCUCUGGCUCAUCUUGGUGUUGGGAGGCCUGUGGGCAAGAAUCUGUCCAAGCUCCCGACCGCGCGUCUCCCGUUCGGAAGCAUCGGCUCGGUCGGUGCCGGCAGCACUCCAGUGAAUUCCGCGGUUAGUCAUGCCCAUAACUCUCCCUCACUAUCCCGGGGACGUCUCCUCCUUGACUUUUUCUUCCUUGUGGUCGAUCGAGGCGGGCACGUGCCGGGGAACCUCGAUGGUAGCGUCGAUCUCUUGUUUUCUGGCCAUUCCCGCGAAACUCGACAAGCCAUGUCGAAGAUCUUGUCUGUGCUACUUGGGUCCUCGGACGAACUGGGGCAUUUGAGUUGCUGAUCACCUGCAAGCCGAUCGUAUUUGAGCACAUUGGUCAACUUGCGGCUCAUAUCUCGUUGACGUCGGUCACCGAGCUGCUUACUGUGUAAACCAACACAAAGCGGAUAACGGGCCAACUCAUCUAUCAAGAAUGCCACUGCCGGUCAUCGCGCUGAUAGGGGGGGAAAGAAGCCCUUGUGACCAAAAAUGUCAGAUGAUGGGGUCUUAAAUGGCCAGAAGCGGAAGGCCAGGGGUGAUGGGUUAGGGUUGACUAUCUUGGUUUAUCUU
Messenger RNA from Chaetomium fimeti, 1126 nucleotides. RefSeq lists its product as uncharacterized. The transcript has a single exon. Bases 221 to 859 code for a protein of 212 amino acids. Lineage: Eukaryota; Fungi; Ascomycota; Sordariomycetes; Sordariales; Chaetomiaceae. The record is from RefSeq and is a predicted model, not a curated record.